AUGCUUUUGGUUAUUAUUUCGUUGCUAUUGGGUAGCGUUUUGGAAGCUAAUAGUCUUCCAAACCAAAGAGCUAUUUCAUGUUCAUGGAUCGGCCAUUGUGCAGGAGAUCCAUGUUAUACAUACAAUGAUUGUGAUGGAUCGUUAGUUUGUGUGAACGGAAAAUGUGGUGAUAGCAAUACACCAGUUGAAAUUUGUUCAUGGGCCGGGCAUUGUGCAGGAGAUUCAUGCUCUACGUACGAUGACUGUGAUGGUUCGUUAAUUUGUAUGAAUGGAAGAUGUGGUAAUGGUAACAACGUUGGCAGUGGUGGUGUAACGGAUAAUACAUGUAGAUCAUCGGGUUCUCUCUAUGGCGUCGCUUCAGCCUGUGUUACUGAUAAUAUGUCAUCAUGUUGCAAAGUCGGUGUUGCUUAUCCACAAUAUAAAUGUUCACCUUCAUCAAAGUCAUCAGCAAUUCUGACAUUGAAUAGUUUUCAAGAAGGUGGUGAUGGUGGCGGUGCUGGUGCAUGCUUCGGUUUAUUCUAUCCUGAUUCUCAACAAGUUGUUGCUUUAUCGACUGGAUGGUUUAAUAAAGGAAGUCGAUGUGGACAAAUGAUUACUAUUCAUGCGAAUGGCAGAAGAACAAAGGCUAUGGUAGUAGAUGAAUGUGACUCAGUACAUGGUUGUGACAAAAUGCAUGCUGGUCAACCACCAUGUCGUAACAAUAUCGUCGACGGAUCACCAGCUGUAUGGGCUGCGCUUGGUAUAUCAAAAAAUGAUCCACGAUAUGGACAGAUUAGUAUUUCAUGGGAAGAUUAA
This is a messenger RNA of Adineta ricciae, 795 nucleotides long. Lineage: Eukaryota; Metazoa; Rotifera; Eurotatoria; Adinetida; Adinetidae. The record is from the annotation of a GenBank genome assembly.